AAGUAGCCCGUGUAGAGCGAGCAGUGGUGAUGCAUUAUUCAUACACACGGCGGCUGUCAUCCCUAUUGGAGACUAGAGAUGAAAGCGGCGUGGGAAGGCAUCCACUCAUUUGCUCAUUGCAUUGCGCCGUGGUGGUGAUGAUGAUGAUGAUAAAAUAUAAGAGGUGAGUUUUUGGAAGGAGGUAAAAAUUGUGUGUCCGGUGUCUUGGGGAGAGAGAGUGAGAGUGUGCGUGCGUGCGUGCAUCAGUAAAUUACCAGGGUACAAAUAUACAGUAUAUAUCGACUGUACGUGUACUGUUAUAUAUUAAGACACAAUUUUCCUUGUCAAGGAUCAAGCGGUUGUUUUGCAACGAUGAAAGUUACGCUCAUAUUUGUGUCCCUGUUAUGCACCCUCUGCUUUAUGACUGACGGUGCUGUCAUCACUGGGGCGUGCGAGAGAGACUCGCAGUGUCCCGCUGGGACGUGCUGUGCAGCCAGCCUGUGGCUGCGGGGACUUCGCACGUGCACGCCGCUGGGGGGCAGGCAGGACCUGUGCCACCCGUACAGCCACAAGGUGCCGUACUGGGGCCGACGCCGGCACUACGUGUGUCCCUGCCUGCCGAGCCUCGCGUGCGUCCGCUCUCCGCCGGUGACCGGCCGCCACCGCUGCUCCUCCAGCUUCAGCAUCAUCGAGGGCCUCAUCUACAACUGACGAAGCGUCGACCGUGGCGCGACUUAGCGGACAGCGGCUUGCGCAGCGCACGAACGCCACAGAGCACUUCACUAUGACCGACAUCGCCAGCCAUCGCCUUUGCGACGGCUGAUCAUGAACCACUCAACUACAUAUGUUACAUCUACGGCUCAGUUGUCAAUCCACCGCUGGAUGAGAGGCUCCCCACACCAUACGCGCCGUGACAAUGCACGUAGGUACAAUGUUGAACUUCUUUCGCACCGCGCGUAGCCGACCGUGCUGCUCGGAGUUGCGGGGGUUAGGACAACAGAACUGAACACGCAGAAAAGCAGUUCAGUUGUCCAUACUUCACCAUCGCUGGUCAGCGGAGGGUUUGGCGAAGGAGGGGGAGCAGAGGAGCACAUCUAGCGCAACACACGAAAUUUAUUUUACUUCUCUGCCCUCCGCUGCCCAAAACAUAAAACCCUGCAGACUAUAACACCGGUUAUGCGUGGCGGUCGCCCAUCCAAGGCACUGGAUCGUGGCUCAAAAGACCUGCUGAGCUUGUAAGAACUGAUGAGAUCAGGUGUAUUGUGAGUGAUUUAAUCGUGUGCCCUCCAAAUGUUCAAUAUUUAUGAAGCCCUACAUGAGCAAAGCACGCCACACUGGCUCAUUAUGCGACUAAGCAAUGAACGGAGUCGGUACAAGGGUCCGGUCAUGUGCAGUUCAGUCACCUGUCGAGUCCAUACAGGUUUAUAGUCAAAUGGUGAAGUGGAAACUAAAAUAUAAAGCCAUUUAAAGCCUCAUUGUUAGCCCUGGUCUAUAUAUACAUUUAUAUGCACGGUGCGUUUGCGUGUAUGCGGUAAUCGUGGAGCGAAUUAUAUAAGCAUUGCCGCUGCUUUACGAUGUCGAGUAUUUGCUGCCAGUGGUGUGGUUGUUGUGGGACUCAACACUUCGCAAGUGCGAUCACCUUCCAAGGCGUCAUCGCCUGUCACAAGGCGUUGAUGCCAUCGCACCUCAACGCCAACUCUCUCCAACCCUCCCGCCUGAUUCCGCAGCCGCUGCCCCAUUGGCGACCUUCGAGAUCAGGCCUCUCCCAGCCUCCCACCGCCCGCUCUGAGGUGUCCCACCCCCCGCCUCGGUCGCCGGACUGAGGCCACUCCGAUGCUACGGCCGUCUCUGUGUCGGCCCUCCUCGAUCCUGGACAUGCUCCACCCAGCACAACCUUUUCUGUUGUUGUUGCUUAAUGCUAUCGAAAGGCUUAUCUCCGAUGUUGUCAUUCGGGACUUUCCGCAUUGCUUACUGCUGUAUAACAGUAAACAAUGAUGGGCGCCACGGUGGCGAGAUGUUGACUACCUCGCCUGGUACGCAGGAGGUCGUGGGUU
This is a messenger RNA of Petromyzon marinus (sea lamprey), 2033 nucleotides long. Its product is annotated as toxin MIT1. The record is from RefSeq and is a predicted model, not a curated record. Gene Ontology annotation, biological process: endothelial cell proliferation. Lineage: Eukaryota; Metazoa; Chordata; Hyperoartia; Petromyzontiformes; Petromyzontidae.